This is a messenger RNA of Saccharomyces cerevisiae S288C, 558 nucleotides long. It is a transcript of the gene PBP4, whose product is annotated as Pbp4p. The transcript has a single exon. NCBI's taxonomy places the organism in Eukaryota, Fungi, Ascomycota, Saccharomycetes, Saccharomycetales, Saccharomycetaceae. Gene Ontology annotation, cellular component: cytoplasm; nucleus. The record is from RefSeq and is marked reviewed. Bases 1 to 558 code for a protein of 185 amino acids.
AUGACAACAACCUCAACAACCAGUGUAGAUGGCAGAACCUCCUCGACUUUGAAGGCUACUUUAUCUGCUUCAGGUCCAAAUUCAAAUGGUCCAACGCCCGCUGUGCUUCCUCAGAAGCCAAAAUUAACAGGUUGGGCGCAGGCAGCUGCCAAAGCCCUUCCAAGGCAACAGCAACAGCAACAGCAGGCACGAAAAGAUGAUUCCGUGGCUGUACAACCUGCUAAUACGAAGACUAAAACCAUCGCAUCUACCGCGCCGCCUGCUAAUAUAAAGGGUAGUUCCACCGCCAAUGGAUCAUCCACAAAUAAGAAAUUUAAAAGAGCGAAUAAACAACCUUACAAUAGAGAAGAAGUUAGAUCGUAUAUGCACAAAUUAUUUCAGAGCUAUACCGCUGGUGAAAAAAGUCAUUCAAUGAAAACUUAUAAGCAAGUACUAUCAGAAACGGCAAGUGGCAGAGUUUCAACAGCCACUGACUGGGGUACUGUAUCAAGCAGUAAAAAUAAGAAUAAAAAAUACGGCUGUUUGUCCGAUAUUGCUAAAGUUUUAAGAAACCAAUGA